AUUAAAAGAAGAUACGAGAAGAAAUGUAGGUCCCCGAACCACAAACAUGGUUUUGACAUCUCUCACUCUCUAUAUAUAGGUUGUUGUGUAGCUUCUUUAGUCUUGGAAAUACAACAUUAUAAGUAUAUUAGGUAACUUAUUUAAACAUAGCUCUCUUUUGUUCAAAAAAAAAAAAAAAAAAAAAAAAAAUUAAACAUAGCUCUCUAUAAAGUAGAUAUAUUUAGAGAGAGACAGUGAUGGGGAGGCAACCAUGUUGUGAUAAAGUAGGGUUAAAGAAAGGGCCAUGGACUAUUGAAGAAGACAAGAAGCUCAUCAACUUCAUCCUCACCAAUGGCCAUUGCUGUUGGAGAGCUCUUCCCAAGCUUUCUGGACUAUUGAGGUGUGGCAAAAGCUGCAGAUUAAGAUGGAUAAAUUAUUUAAGACCUGAUUUAAAAAGAGGCCUUUUAUCAGAAUAUGAAGAACAAAUGGUCAUUGAUCUCCAUGCCCAACUUGGCAAUAGAUGGUCAAAGAUUGCCUCUCAUCUACCAGGAAGAACUGAUAAUGAAAUAAAGAACCAUUGGAAUACACACAUAAAGAAAAAGCUAAGGAAGAUGGGUAUUGACCCUUUGACCCAUAAGCCUCUCUCGGAACAUGAAGCUUUACAACAAGCUCAAGGGAGCAAGAAAAGCUUCGGGCCUCAUGAUGACAAGAACCCAAAACAAGAUCAAGAAGAUCAACAAACCAAAGGCGAACAAGAGCAAGAUUUGGAGAAGAACAACACAUCAGUUUCUAGUGAUGGGUUUUGCAUUGAUGAAGUCCCAUUGCUCAAUCCACAUGAGAUCUUGAUCGACAUCUCUUCUUCUCAUCAUCAUCAUUCUAAUGAUGAUAACGUCAAUAUCAACACUAGUAAAUUUACUUCUCCUUCUUCCUCUUCCUCUUCUACCUCGUCUUGUAUAUCAGCAGUAGUACCGGGUGAUGAGUUCUCCAAGUUUUUUGAUGAAAUGGAGAUUCUUGACCUCAAGUGGCUUUCGUCGGGGGAUAAUAAUAGCAAAGACGGCAAGUUCAACAACACUGUUGAUACGAUAAACUUGUGGGACAUCAAUGAUUUGGGCAGCUUGGAUAUGUUUAUGAAUGACCAUGAUGAUGGUUUUGUUGGUAAUGGUAAUGGAUGUUCAAGAAUGGUGUUAGAUCAAGAUUCAUGGACAUUUGAUCUCCUCUAGCUUUCAGUUUUUUCUUGAUGUUUUUUUAAGUAGAUUUUUUUCUUUGUUCUUAAAGUGGGGGAUUUGGGUUUGGCCUUGGUGUUGCAGUUUAGUGGAUUAUUAUGUACAAUACAUGUAAUAAAGAUUGCAACUGUGGACAUUCGUUUCUCUG
Molecule: messenger RNA, 1350 nt
Organism: Arabidopsis lyrata subsp. lyrata
Lineage: Eukaryota; Viridiplantae; Streptophyta; Magnoliopsida; Brassicales; Brassicaceae
Product: protein ODORANT1
Exons: 3
Coding region: 237-1199 (320 amino acids)
Source: RefSeq, a predicted model, not a curated record